Thelazia callipaeda (thelaziosis nematode) is the source of this 642-nucleotide messenger RNA. NCBI's taxonomy places the organism in Eukaryota, Metazoa, Nematoda, Chromadorea, Rhabditida, Thelaziidae. The record is from the annotation of a GenBank genome assembly.
GUAACAUUUCUUUGUCAAGUUUGCAAUGAACUUGCCAGAGGUUAUCAUUUCGGAGCAUUUACUUGCGAAGGUUGCAAAUCAUUUUUUGGACGAACUUGCAAGCCUUCUUCAAAGGCAAACGCCAUAGCUGGCAAUAGUAGUGCUAUCAAUAAUAAUGGUAAUAAUAACAGUAAUAAUAAUAGUAAUAAUAAUAGUAAUCGAAUGCCAAGCACACGAAUGAAAUUAUAUUGCAAAAACGGUGGAAGAUGCAAUGUUCAGGGAAGAAAUCGAACAUCAUGCAAGUUUUGUCGUUUCAAUAAAUGCAUUGAAGUUGGAAUGGCACCACAAAAUUCACGAUACGGGCGUCGUUCUAAGUACUUUAAAGUUUCAUCUUUACUUGAAGCUCAAGAACGAGCUCGAUUAUUAAGCACUUAUCAGUCAACAUCUAUAACAACAAGCUUAUCACCACCUCAGUCUCAAGUUAUCAAAUCAGCAUUGCAGACACCAGUCUGGACAUUUCCUAUUUGGUUUUCUAGGGAUAUAUUAAAUUCCCGGGAUAUUUUGUUGAUUAAAAAUUCUGCUAUUUAUCACAAAGACUAUCAUAACAAUUUCAAUCAGUCUUGUCCACAAACAGAACCAUUAGAUUUGUCCAUCAAGAAAUGA